Molecule: messenger RNA, 457 nt
Organism: Paramecium octaurelia
Lineage: Eukaryota; Ciliophora; Oligohymenophorea; Peniculida; Parameciidae
Source: the annotation of a GenBank genome assembly
GAUGAUCAUCUAAUUUUACAUUAUAAAAUGUAUAUUUAUUAAGAAAAAAGAGAAGACAAUUUACAAAUUGAAAAUGAUUAGACUAAGGUAGUGUUUAGAAUUUGCUGAGAAAUCAUUUGCAAAUAACUCCAAGCAUCUCUAUGAAUAUAGAAUCCAUGAAAAAGGAAACAGUUUUCCUCUAAAGUAGCAGAACACAACUUACAAUCUCAAGUUGAUUUAACUAUACAGACAUCAGCGUAUAAAUUAUAAACGGGUAGAAUGUAUAAUAUUGCAUACAAGGAUUAUUAUUUUAGAAAUUAUGUGUAACGCCUUAAUUCUAGCAAGCCCAGCAAUUCCAAUUACUAACCAACUGUAGUAUAUAUUGUGCAAAGAUUUGCAAGCACAUUGUUCGAAAUAAUAGUGCCCUAAUUAGCGGUUGCAGCUAUGCAGCAUGAGAUAUAACUAUUAAAUAUCUUGA